AUGCUAGCCAGGCUGCCUUAGGGGGAGGUGAAAACAAGUGGUCAUGCCAUUAAUGUCCUGUUUGGCUUUUAUGUGAGUUUCAUCUGUGACACCUACAUAGCCCCUGCUUGGACCAGCAGGAUAAAAAGCACUGGUGCUUGUGCAUCUUCUGAUGAGCCACACAGAAUAUAGCAGAAUGGAAGGCAAAGCCACACAAAAGAGAACUUAAGUCAGGUGCCCCAAGCAGAUGACAUCUCCACUCUCUAUUUGUUAGAGGCAGUUAUUUCAAUAGAGCCACUUUCCUGCAGCUACACAGACAUGGAGAUAUUUUGA
Perognathus longimembris pacificus (Pacific pocket mouse) is the source of this 312-nucleotide messenger RNA. RefSeq names its product small integral membrane protein 2 (gene Smim2). Lineage: Eukaryota; Metazoa; Chordata; Mammalia; Rodentia; Heteromyidae. The record is from RefSeq and is a predicted model, not a curated record.